CGUUCGUCAGGGAAGGUUCGUAGUACGACUGUGUUGCUAUGGGUCGGAGGAGAGCCCCAGGUGGUGGAUCCUUGGGACGGGCACUUAUUCGCCAUCAGGCUCAGCGGAGCCGUAGCCACCGUCAUACUGACUCCUGGUUGCACACAAGUGAACUCAAUGAUGGCUAUGACUGGGGUCGUCUUAAUCUUCAGUCUGUGACUGAACAGAGCUCCCUUGAUGACUUCCUUGCAACUGCAGAACUUGCAGGAACAGAGUUUGUGGCUGAGAAGCUUAAUAUUAAGUUUGUGCUUCCUGAGGCUAGAACUGGACUACUGUCUUUUGAGGAGAGCCAGAGAAUUAAGAAACUCCAUGAAGAAAACAAACAGUUCCUAUGUAUACCAAGGAGACCAAACUGGGACCAAGGGACUACUCCAGAAGAACUCAAACAGGCAGAGAAAGAUAACUUUCUAGAAUGGAGACGUCAGCUUGUCCGGCUAGAAGAGGAACAAAAGCUGAUGUUGACUCCAUUUGAAAGAAAUUUGGACUUUUGGCGUCAGCUCUGGAGGGUCACUGAGAGAAGUGAUAUUGUGGUCCAGAUAGUAGAUGGUCGUAACCCUCUCCUGUUUAGAUGUGAGGAUUUGGAAUGUUAUGUAAAAGAAAUAGAUGAUGAUAAGGAGAAUGUUAUUUUGAUAAAUAAGGCCGACUUGUUGACUGCAGAGCAGCGGAAUGCUUGGGCCACAUACUUUGAAACAGAAGGUGUGAAGGUUAUAUUCUGGUCAGCUUUGGCUGAAGCCAUUCAACUGAGUGGUGACACUAAGGAACAAGUAAAUGGAAAUCCUGGAGAAGUCAGUUCAACUGAGUUGGAAAACUCUGAGUUUGAUGAGGCUGAGAUGGAACAUCUCCCAGGCAGAGAUUCUCUCUCAGUUAGUGAAGAUGCCUCCAGUGAUGAAGAUGACAGUGAGUAUGAGGACUGUCAGGAGGAGGAAGAAGAAGAAUGGCAGACAUGUUCAGAAGAAGACCUUGAUGAAGAGUUUUGUGACCAGGGCUGGAAGAAAAGCUGUACUGCUGAUUCUGAGGUGCAGGGCAGGAAAACUCCACAGAAGAGGCAGAUGCACAAUUUGAGCCACUUAGUAUCAAAGCAGGAAUUACUGGAGAUCUUUAAGCAGCUGCACACUGGGAAGAGGGUGAAAGAUGGGCAACUUACCAUUGGACUGGUGGGCUACCCUAAUGUUGGUAAGAGCUCAACAAUCAACACCAUCAUGGGCAACAAGAAAGUGUCUGUGUCUGCCACACCUGGUCACACCAAGCAUUUCCAGACUCUGUAUGUGGAGCCAGACCUCUGCUUGUGUGACUGCCCGGGUUUGGUGAUGCCAUCCUUUAUCUCUACCAAGGCAGAGAUGAUUUGUAGUGGUAUCCUACCAAUAGACCAGAUGAGAGAUCACAUCCCACCUGUAUCACUAGUUUGUCAGAAUAUUCCAAGACAUGUUUUAGAAGCUACCUAUGGAAUUAAUAUCAUAAAGCCUAGAGAAGAUGACGAUCCCCUUCGACCUCCAACAUCAGAAGAAUUGCUGACAGCUUAUGGAUAUAUGCGAGGAUUCAUGACGGCACAUGGGCAGCCAGACCAACCUCGAUCUGCACGAUAUAUCCUGAAGGAUUAUGUCAAUGGUAAACUGCUCUACUGUCAUCCUCCUCCUGGAACUGAUCCUGUGACCUUUCAGCAUCAGCAUAAGCGAUUCCUAGAGAACAAGAUGAAUGGCAGUGAAAUAAAAGUGCAGCGAGGCAGAAGUAAAAGAGUAAAACAGAUUGAAAAUGUGGUUGACAAAAGCUUUUUUCAUCAAGAGAAUGUGAGAGCUUUGACCAAAGGAGUUCAGGCUGUGAUGGGCUACAAGCCUGGGAGUGGUCUGGUGACUGCAACUACUGUGAGCUCAGAGAACGGGUCUGGGAAGCCUUGGAAAAAACAUGGCAAUAAAAAUAAAAAAGAGAAAAGUCGUAGGCUCUACAAGCACCUGGAUAUGUAAGCUUGGGCUACAACAGAAGUGGCAUCUGCAUUGUGCAGCUAGAAAAGGACAGAAGCUACUUGCCUGUGGAACUUUCCCAGGACACUGGCACUACGGAACGGGCCUUGCUGUCAGGGAGCAAGGCCGCACCCAGCACGCUUGAUUUGAAGACUGAGGGGCUCCUUGAGACACCACCUCUGACUAAAGUAGUCACCUUGGAGUCUCAGAAACUUCCUCCUACAGAAGUCUAGACUGAAGAGUGAAUGGAGGAUGGACUGAUACAUAUUUGUGUAAACAUAUACACAAAUUCAUACUAAUUUGAAAAGAUAUUAAAAUAAAAUGGCCGCUAACAAAUGUUUUAUUGGUUUAAGUAGAGAACUGCCAAUAGGAUAUACUACAUCCAUUCUUUUAACAGCUUUAAUUUUCAAAGAUGUAACUGGGGGUUUAGAUGGAAUCUUUUGAGUACAUUGUUUAGAUUAGUGGUACUCAGUUGGGUGGGUUAUAUCUAAACCCAACACACACCUACAUGCACUCCUGAUAGGGCAGAGGAAAUAUCACAUCUUGAGGUGUGGGUGAAUAUCUGGAGUUUUAAAAGCUUGGGGAGGGUGACCUAUGUUGAAAGAUGGUGCUCCUCCAUCUGUAACAUCCUACUUGUAGUCCUUCCUUUGAUCUUAGAGAAACUGGGCGGCAUACAAAGCACGUGAAAGAAGCACUGGCAUGGGAAAAUAUACUGUGUUCCAUUUACUGAAAAACAGGCACACAUAUGGCAGAAACAUAGCAAAUGGACAAAGUGUGUAUUUACUUAGAAUGACUUGCUUUAAUGGGUGAUAAUAGCUAAAACAUGAGACUUUAAUCAUAUGUAGUACUUUUGUGCCUUUGAUAUUUAAUGUUCAAGAAAGUUGGAACAAUUGUGAAUAGUGUCUGGCAAUUUUCUAGCAAGAUCUCUUAACAUAGUAAGAGAUCUGCCUCUGUGUAGAUGCCGCUCAUCCCCAUCCCACAACCUGUAAGGCCACCCUCUGAGCCCCAGUGGAGAGUUCCCAUGCAUGCUGACGGCCUCCAACUUCAACCCCUGUGUUUUUGUUUUUCUGCCUGAGAAUUUGGCUCCUGCCCCACUGGAGCUUGCUCAACUUUUACAUGGGGGCAGUCUGGAGCAACCGUCAACCUGUAAGGAACCAGGGGCUGGUUUGUAAAAAUUCCAGCCUCCCUGACUCUUGGUGGGUUCACUCUACUCAAAAGAUCCUCAGUGGAGCUGGGUAGGUUACCACAGCUGGAACCAUCUCAUUAACUCACCCUUGAUUAUUCUUCUCUUCCUGUCUCACUUUUUCCUCUCCCUUACUUCUGCUUUCUAGAAUUGCCUCCCAAAGAAAUGGAAUCCAAAUCCUUUGCUUAGGGUUUACCUUUGGGGGAACCCAAUUAGUAUAUUUACCUUUGCUUCUGCCAAGAAAGUGUAUUGUUAAGCAUCCCUUGCAAUUUUUAAGUAUUCCCACCCUUGUAGAGGUUGGUACUCUAAAUUCUUAAGAAUUGCAGUCAUUAUUGUUUCACUUUAUUGUUAGAAUUUUUCCAACAUUUAUUGUAAGGAAUACACCGCCCUUUUUAAGUCUAACUUGCUAUCCAUCUGUCAUCUAUUUGCUUUUCAAGGAAAUUAGAAGGAAGUUGAAGUGUUUGUCAAGAGGCUACUAGCAACAACAUAUGCUUGCUUUGUGGGUAAGCCUGGAAAAUUUGGCAGCAAGCCAGAGAUCUCUAUCACCUUGUGAAAAGCCCUUUCCACUAUUGUCUUUGUGGAGAAGUGAAGAAAAUCAAAAUAUUUCAAGCAAGCUCUUGAUUUCAAAAAUUUCACCCUUAAUGACCAAUUGUCAUGUAUUGUGUUCAAUGUACUGUGUCAAAUUGAGGAUGAAAAGGAGUAUAUACAAAAAGAAAAGAACUUGCAUUCAAAAGACUCUCCAGUAUAAAGGGAAAACAAUUUUAACAAUGUAAAAGCAAAGGGCAUAUAUGUAAGUGAAAAAUGCUUAGCAUGCAGUAGAUUGAAUUAAUUUUUAAUACUUUUUAUUGAAGUAUAUUACAUAUAUUGAAUGUACAUAAAUCGUAAGUGUACAGGUAACAGAGUUUCCACAAAUAUUAGUGCAACCAGCACUCUGAUCAAGGCACAGAGUAUGAAGAGUCCCCCAGAAGCCCAAUUUGUACUACUUUCCAAUAACCACUUACCCUCCCAAGGGUAACCACUAUUCGGAUGUUUUCACCUGUCAUAUUAUCUGUAAACAGAAUCUACAGUAUACAUAUUGCAUCUGACUUCCUUAUCGUUGUGAGAUUCAUCCAUACUGUUGCGUGUAGUAGUAGAUCAUUCUCAUCGCUAUGUAAUACUCUAUUUUUAAAUAUAUCACAAUUUGUCCAUUCUACCGUUGAAGGGUAUGUGGACUGGCUUGCAGUUUUGAGUUUUUAAGAAUAGCACUACUGAGGACAUUCUAGUAUAUCGCUGUACAGUAGCGCUCUCUGCUACAAUGGAAAUGUUCUGUAGUUUUUGCCGCCCAAUAGUGUAACCACAGUCAUGUGGCUAUUAAGCAUUCAAAAAGUGGCUAACUGAAGAACCAAAUUUUUAGUUUUACUUAAUCCCAAUUAUUUUAUAUAUAAAUAGCUAUAUGUGGCUAAUGGCUACCCUACUGGACAGCGCUAUUUUAGUACAUGUUUUAAGUGAACACAUGUACCCAUCUCUGUGGGGUAUAAAUCUAGAAAUAGAAUUGCUGGGUUAGUGGAGUAUGCAUAUAUUCAGAAUUGGGAGACAUUCAGUGAAUUUUACUUAAAUUCCUUCUUUAUAUGGAUCUAUAGGAAGUAUGAAGAAGAAAUAUAUACUGCUCUAGAUGUGUCAUUUUUUGUCAUAGGGGCUGAAGUUGAAUUUUGGUGGUAAAGAAUUUGCCUGGAUAUUCUGGACUUGCAGUCUUCACUGAAGUUGUGGUAAGGUAGAUGGGAUUUAUACUGUUACCAUUCAUUUGUAUGUCUUUCCUCCCAGAUAUUUGAUUCUAGGGAACUUUCCUCCUUGGUGCCAGUGCAUCUGAACUAGCACUUGACUCAUAGGUCAAGAAGAUCAUCUCAAGCUUUUUCCAUUUGUUUAGUUGUGGGGCAGGGGACUUUGGGGAACUGACAGUAAAAAUGAAAUAUUUGCAAAUCUACAGUAUACUUUUGUUCUCUCAGUGAGAUAUAGCGAGUUUCCUCCAUUCUGUUGCUGGUAAUUAAUGGCCCAGGGUCCUCACAGGGGUUCCAUGACAGUCCGGAUCUGGGUAUGUUCUCCCUUCUCCAACUGUCUCCAGUGCUUAGGCAACAUGGCUUCUAGGAAGUGUUCCACUUUACUCAGCCCUGCUCCUGAGCUUUGGGGAAAUGACCCACUGCUGGCUAAGACUCAGGAAUUCCUGAGUUUCUUCUCAGGGGCCACAGAGAACAAGCAAGUUCUGCCAGCAUUCAGGAAUGUGGCUAGACAGACUUAAAAGUAAAUAUGUCCUUUACUCUUUGUCCCUCCAUAAUCUCAGCCUCUUAAACCUUCAUUUUGCUCUUCUCUAUUCUUUUGUCUAAAUUACUUUGUUAAGGUUUCAGGAAUGCUGAAGGUAGAUGCUAAAAUGUUAAAGUGACUACAGUAAUGUUUUCUAGUGUGUUAACUAGCUAUUGAAUAUCUUCCAGGACAGAACCAGAACCAAACAAUUUGACUUGUAUAUUCAGAAUAACAUAGUUGAAAUUGCUGUGGCUGUUACUGGAUUGAUUUGGAAGCAGCAGCCAUGGAAUCGAGAGAUUUUAGAAAAUUUUUGGAAAAUGCUUUUCAAAAAACUGAGAGCUGAAGCCUUGUUUUGGGUACUUAUUGUCAUCUCUCUUUGAUUGAAAUAGGCUUUCAACUUUUAUUUUCUUGGUUUCUUAGUUGUCAGAGAAUGAAAAAGUGAAAUAACAUAGAUCAUUUUAGGAAAGCAAAAUACAUUUUUGGAAUUUUUUUUCCAAAAGGCAUGAUGACAGACGUGGGCUAUGUCUGUUGCUAUAAAGGUCUUCAUGCAGUAUACUUGGCAGCUAUUUGUACUCACACUAUUUCUUUGCUUAAGACCCAGUGUCUGAAGAAUUGAACCCAGCACUUCUAAAGUAUCUUCUGGAGACCAUUGCUACUCAGAUUUUAACGUGGGUACAGAUCAGCUGGAGCUCUUGCUAAAAUGCAGAUUCUGAUUCCAUAAGUCUGGGUGGGGCCUGAAAUUAUGUAUUUCUAAUAAGCUCUCAGGUGAUGUUGAUCCUGAUUGUCCAGGGGCCACACUGAGUAGCAAGCUUGCAGUUGUCUAAGGAAGUUAACUGCCAAUGAUAACUACAGCUAACUCCUGACAUAAUCAAAGGGGAGAAUGGGGAGAU
Choloepus didactylus (southern two-toed sloth) is the source of this 6341-nucleotide messenger RNA. It is a transcript of the gene LSG1, whose product is annotated as large 60S subunit nuclear export GTPase 1. The transcript has 14 exons. Lineage: Eukaryota; Metazoa; Chordata; Mammalia; Pilosa; Megalonychidae. Gene Ontology annotation, biological process: ribosomal subunit export from nucleus. The coding region runs from base 39 to 1997 and encodes 652 amino acids. Gene Ontology annotation, molecular function: GTPase activity; GTP binding. Gene Ontology annotation, cellular component: cytosol. The record is from RefSeq and is a predicted model, not a curated record.